Messenger RNA from Cladophialophora yegresii CBS 114405, 1260 nucleotides. Its product is annotated as serine/threonine protein kinase. NCBI's taxonomy places the organism in Eukaryota, Fungi, Ascomycota, Eurotiomycetes, Chaetothyriales, Herpotrichiellaceae. The coding region runs from base 1 to 1260 and encodes 419 amino acids. The transcript has a single exon. Gene Ontology annotation, molecular function: ATP binding; protein serine/threonine kinase activity. The record is from RefSeq and is a predicted model, not a curated record. Gene Ontology annotation, biological process: peptidyl-serine phosphorylation; peptidyl-threonine phosphorylation.
AUGAGUACUCCUCCCUCAACUCCCGACUCAACACCAAGUGGGGAAUCAAAGCCCCAGCAUCGACAGCCCGCCAGCUCAAUGCUGACACCGCCAACCUCACCUAGACAAAGUCGGUCCUCCUCAAACAUCUCUGACCUUGCAAUAUCAAGCUCUCCGUCAUAUCCUCGUCCUCAACAGCUGUUUCUCCGGUUUGAAAAUGCAAAGCUCAAUCCAAUCGAUACAAACGUCACCCAACGGAAAGACCCGAUUGAACCAAGUGUGGCUGAAUGUCCGUUCGAUGUCGAGAUCCUCAAAGACGAGCGCGGCCGAGAUGCAAUCUUCGGGACCGGUGCAUGGAGUACAGUCUACAAAGCUAGCAAUCACGCCAGGUCGAGAAAUGUCUCAGCAGCCCUCACACCCCCGCUUUCGCCAACAAUCCUUACACCUGUUCUCGUAGCGGUUAAGAAACCAGCCCGCCGGGACGCGGUGGCAAUCUUGAAGAGUGAAGCCAAGAUCCUCACCUAUUUGCGAGGCGUCCCGGAAAGCGAGAGGUAUGUGGUGCCGUUCUAUGGCGUUGUUGACGAAGCAGCCAUUGUUUUGGAAGCCCUGCCGUUCAGUCUAGAAGAACACAUACGGAAAUGCGCUGUUAUAGCUGCGCAGAACUUCUCGACGCGGACCAUGAUGGACCCUAUCGUCGGGAGUAGCGCAAGAUGGUUCCAGCUUGCACAGCAACUCGUCUCCGCCCUGGCAUGGCUUCACAACCGUGCACAAGUUGUUCACGGCGACAUCAAACCCGGCAAUAUCCUUCUAUCCCGGGUGCGUGGCUUUGGGACUGAGAUUACUUUCGAACCGCUCUUUGCAGACUUUUCCUCCUCUCAGCGCCUGGACCUUGACGAGACGACGGCAAAUACUCUAUCAGCCGUCACGAGAGAGUACACCGCGCCUGAACUUCUAAGUUCGACCGUCCUUCGCAACCCAGCAUCAACGGCGACGACAGCAUCAGACGUCUUCUCCAUGGCACUUACAUUACUGGUUACCGCGACUGGACAGUUGCUUGUAUACUCCGGCUCAAUGUUCCAGCGGCAAGCGAUGGCCACUCAAGGGUGGAUGGUUCUAAGCCAUGCGAGGAACGGUGAAGGAGGGACAAGGGUGCCAAGGUUUGGCAUCGUCGAGAAGGUACUAGAGAGAGCGGUGUUGAGGGCGGAUAUGGACAGAGUGAGUGCCCAAGAAUGGUUGCGUAUCGUCGAGACUCUCGCGAAGGGAGAGCCAGCAAAGAUCUAA